AUGUUAUCUGCCUCAAUCAUCGCUUUAUGGCUUUCCUUCAAGAUGCUGCGGACGUACGUGCGCAAUACGUACACGCACCACUUGUCGGAGAUCUUCUCCACGGUGGUGAACGAGUACACGGACUGGGAGCGCACGGCCCUGCACCCCAUCAACACGCGCGACGCGACCGUGGCGGCGCUGAGCGACGCGCAGUUCGUGGCGCCGCUGGUGCAGACGGGCGACGCCAUCUACCGCGUCGGCCCUGCCUCGCCGUCGGCCUCCAACGCCGGCCCGGCCGGCGGGCCCGUGGCGCCCAUCGCGAGCUCGGGCGGCAUGGGUGCCAUCCUGCGCACGGACGGCACGGGGCCCUUCUUCUACGUGUUCGACUACCAGACCAAGGAGGGCGACUACCCGCAGGAAUACCUUAGAACCAUAAAAGGCACCUUGACAUAUUUUUUUCCGAAUUAA
Frankliniella occidentalis (western flower thrips) is the source of this 447-nucleotide messenger RNA. RefSeq lists its product as uncharacterized. The transcript has 3 exons. Gene Ontology annotation, biological process: postsynaptic membrane assembly; neuron cell-cell adhesion; synaptic vesicle endocytosis. Bases 1 to 447 code for a protein of 148 amino acids. Gene Ontology annotation, molecular function: signaling receptor activity; neurexin family protein binding. The record is from RefSeq and is a predicted model, not a curated record. NCBI's taxonomy places the organism in Eukaryota, Metazoa, Arthropoda, Insecta, Thysanoptera, Thripidae. Gene Ontology annotation, cellular component: postsynaptic membrane; synapse; cell surface.